Molecule: messenger RNA, 2352 nt
Organism: Westerdykella ornata
Lineage: Eukaryota; Fungi; Ascomycota; Dothideomycetes; Pleosporales; Sporormiaceae
Product: M6 metalloprotease
Exons: 2
Coding region: 157-2151 (664 amino acids)
Biological process (GO): proteolysis
Molecular function (GO): peptidase activity
Source: RefSeq, a predicted model, not a curated record
GAGGGUUGCCGCGGGGUAAGGUGUUCCAGGGCUUUCACUCCCUGAGGCGGUGCAUUGACCCUCACCGCUCGAGAUUUACGCUCGUCCUACUUUGGGCGACGAACGAAGUAUAAAACACCUUCACUUGCCAAUCAGCCAAGGUGUUAACCAACAAGCAUGGCGCGUACAGCAGUUCAGGCGGCUCUUUUGGCCAGCUGCGCGCUCUCUGCCUAUGCGGCGCCCUCAGGACAUGGCUAUGGGAAAGAUGUGUUUGCAGUGUUGGAUCCUCAGAAAUGGGUGAACCCGGACAACAUGACGUGGAAAGACUACCGUAACCCCCCGGGCACACACUGGAGUGAUCCUUCACGGAAAGGGUCCAGCAGGAACUUCAACAUUGCUAUGGUCGCUGUCGACUACCCCGAUCUCGACUUUGCGGUGACCAGACCUCCCAACUCUGAUGUGUACGGGAACCCGCAACCAUCUGCAGCAAACUUAAAACGAUCAGAUGUCCCGGCUUUCUAUCGCGACCUGCUGAACAAGCCCAACGACUUGAACCAAGGCCAUACUCUGCACGAGUACUGGAUGGGCGACUCUCUCGGAAAGUAUGGGGUAGAUCUCACUGCGUUUGGUCCAUAUCGUCUACCUCGCAAGUCAUUCCAGUACGGGAUUGACGACGAGGAGGACGGGUUCAACGAGGGUGCAUGUCCCGAGCCUCCCUGUUCCGUCGACCUGCGAACAGACGCACUCGGAGCAUGGCGCGCCGAUGUUGGCAACGCAACCGCGAACUCUUUCGAGCUUGUCUUCAUCCUGUCGGCAGGACAGGACGAGUCUUCAACUUGGCAGGAGUUUGGCGAGAUGAAGUUUAUGCGCAAAGAAGACAUUCCUGACGAGUUUGGACCUCCGGGAAAUCGCAGCUUGCCCAAUUAUGCAAACACUCGCUACGUUGAAUGGACAUCUUGGGCCGCUGCAUCCAACAUUUGGCCUAAUGCAGGCGGAGGUUCUUCCACCCAGGGCGAGAGUUCUGGCAUGGCUACUUUCGCACACGAGCUGUCGCAUCUACUGGGUAUUGGCGAUAACUACAACAACCCAUACGGGACACCACAGCGCCGAGCUUACUCUGGGCCCUUCUCUAUGCUGGACCGUGGAAGCUUCAAUGGUCCAGGUGGACCACAUACGCGAUGGCAAAUACCACCAGUUCAAGGAGCUUCCAUGGGCUCACUCCACACUAUGCGAGACAAGCAUCACAUUGGAUUAAUUACCAACGCGGUCGUUUUGCAAGUUUCUCGUGACGCACUCGCCGAAUCAGGCCUCAUCGUCGCUGAGAUCACCGCACGAGCAGUGGAUCCUGGAACGGGUCUCAUGGGCAUCAACAUCACCCUUCCAAACGAUCUUUCUCCACCUUGCAACACCUCUACGGAUCCACUAUGCGAUGGAGGGCGCUACAACGCCUACAACGUCGAAGUGAUCGACCGCAUGGGCGCCGAUUCCUUUGUCCCGGACUCCGGCGUUAUGAUCAGCAAGAGCAAGUUCGGCGACGCUCCGCAACCCUUCCAAUGGGUGAUCGACGCCAAUCCGCAAGAUAUCAAGGUGGUUGAUUUUAUUCGCCCCGACGGCACGCCAAAGUACUACACUAUUGGCGACUAUCGCCAACUGUCUGAUGCGCUUUUCCACGCUGGAACGCGCUCGGGAAGCCAGUUUGAAUAUGUUGACAAAGCGAACAAGCUACACUUUUAUGUGAUUAACAUUAACCGGGACGAAUCGGGUGUCCUGCGGUAUAUCGUUGGCGUCCGGUCUCUCGCGGGAAGCGGGCCCAGCCAACACGGUGUUCAACUCAAGAAGCCAAACAAGGAGGAACACCCGACAGGAACCCUAUACACAUUCGAGUUGAAGAACAAAGGCAAGUUUGCAAAGAGCAACGCCUCCCAUCCUCAGGACUUGUCCAAGUACCUCGACUACGAUAUUUACCGGGUAGAAGCCAAGAUUGAGGGCGAGGGAUGGAAGGUGGUGGUUCCGAAUGCACUCGCUACUGCGGAGUUCGGAAAGUCUACAGAGGUGAGUGUGGCGGUCGGAGGGGAGAGGAAUCGCUCAAAAGAGGCGACUGUGACGGUCACGGUGACUUCAGAGUCGGAUCCUACGAAGAAAGAGGAGCAGAAAUUCAAAGUGAGGGUUUAGAUGGAUUUAAAGAGGGAUAUACCAGGAAGGGGGAUAUACUCUGGUAAUACAUAACGAAUGCGACAUGAUGCCAGGUAAACAUGCAACCGCGUUGAAUCCAUAUAUGUCCAAAGGAUAGAAUCGAGUGGCUAUCACGUGAUAUGGUAAUUCACCUCUUAAGCUAUCCAUCUUUUAUUUCAAGGGCAGGAUGUGGUCCUCUAG